This is a messenger RNA of Thunnus maccoyii (southern bluefin tuna), 1369 nucleotides long. RefSeq lists its product as uncharacterized. The transcript is spliced from 9 exons. The record is from RefSeq and is a predicted model, not a curated record. NCBI's taxonomy places the organism in Eukaryota, Metazoa, Chordata, Actinopteri, Scombriformes, Scombridae. Gene Ontology annotation, biological process: mitotic sister chromatid segregation; establishment of localization in cell; mitotic cell cycle checkpoint signaling. Gene Ontology annotation, cellular component: kinetochore; dendrite; cytosol. The coding region runs from base 33 to 1151 and encodes 372 amino acids.
CGUCAUCACAAACCGGCCAAUCAGAUCGCCCGAUGUACCGCGGAUAUUUGAAAACAGAAAUGGCUGAAGUCCGAGCUGUUCUGCAGCGCUGUGAUCCCGCUCUGCUGGAUCCAUGUGGAGACUCUGAGCAGCCAGACUGUGCUGAAGCGGCCAAGGUGUUCCUCUACCUCACGGACAGCCGGCGUUUGCAGAAGGUUCUGUUGCGUCAGCUGUUUGUUCUGGACUCCAUGAUGUCUCUACUGGAGGAUCUGGAGUCUGCCCAGCAACUGCUGACGCUGCCCUGCCCCCCCCAGCCCGAGGGCGGGGCUCGUGGCAGGUGGAAGGCUCUGAAGAUGGAGUGCAGGGUGGAGGUGGAGGAGACGGAGGCUCUGCUCAGAUCUCUGCAGGACCGAAUCCAACAAAUACACAACAGACGACACACACUCACACAGCUGAUCCAACAGAUACACAACAAGAGACAGCAGAGUGAACAGCUGGAUGAGUCUCUCCAGAAGGCCCAGAAUGCACUGCAGGUGUGUGACCGUCAGCUGACCCAGCUGAGGGCGGAGUCUGAGGCGGCGCUCGGUCACCUGGUCAGCUGGCAGCGUCUCAGAGACAAGCUGCAGGUGUUCAUCUCCGCUGCGCAGGACGUCGUGCAGAUCAACCUGCUGUCCUUCAACCAAUCAGAGCUGUGUGUGGAGCUGAGGACCCGCCCCUCCUCUGAUCAUAACGUGUCGUCCAAUGAGCUUGUACCGCUGAAGCUGUCCGUCACCUGGAGCCACGACGACCGCUUCAGACUGCAGGUGUUCGAGGGGACGGCAGGUGUGGUGGACGACUGCGUAUCGGGCCGUCGCUCUGAGCUGAGCGCCGCCCUGCUGGACGUGAUGCAGGGAUACGUGGGCCAGGCGGACCUGCUGUGUGAGAUCCAGGCGCUGAGAUCCAGUUUCCCCAUCGACUGGCGUCCUGCUCAGCGUCUGCUGGUCUACUUGAAGACGGCGUCGCUGGUGUGUCACCUGGAGGUGGAGGAGGGUUACCCACACAGCGGGCGAGCUCGCCUGCAGUCGGUCCGCAGAAACGGACAACCUGUGGACACGUCUGGACUGAUGCCUCCUAAAACUGACCUCCGUCUGACUGACUGGUUGAUUUUCCUCUGCAGCAGUUCGCUCAUCUGACUGUUUUCAUCUCACUUUACUUCCUGUUUAUCCCACUAGAUGUCAGUGUCUCACCUGUUUAUUCCCCCAUGUUCACCUUCAUGUAACCAGCAGAUAUUAUACAGUAACACAUGUGUGGCCUCAGCUGUUAAAAUAAUGUUUUAUUUCAUCUUCCUGUUUUUGAUAUUAAACGUGUGUCAGUCUGUUAAUGUUGUAAAUUAAACAUAAAUGAAAACAGU